CGGGCAUCCAAAAAUUCUCAACGUGCUGAGACGAUCAGGAUGAAUUCACAAUGACGUCUGGAUUUUUUGCGUCAACUCGAAGAUCUGGUCGCAUUAAAAAUGCAAUAUAUAAAGCCUUACAAUUUCUCUGAUUAUUUAUUCAUCAGGUUAUCUACUAUCAAAAAAUGUCAUUCAUCACUCGCAUCCAAGCCAGCUCUACUCUUUACAAGGGACUUGCCCAACAACAGGCUCGUUGUUUCACAGUCUACGCUGCUCAGUCUGCUGUCGAUAAGACAAAGGAAGUUGCUCAAGACGUCAAUAUGAAGGCUGGCAAGGGAGCCGACAAGGUCUUGGAAACAGCUGAACAAGGAGUCAAUGAGGCCAACCGUGUCAAGGAUACAUACCAAGAGAAGGGUAUCAAGGGCGCCGCCGAAAGGGCCAGCCAUGAUGCUAACCUUGCCGCCGGACAAGGUAUUGCUAAGGGCAUUGAAGCCGUUGAAACUGUUGUUCAGAAGACCAAGGAAGCCGUUGGCCUUGGAAAGAAGAAGGCAGAUGAAGUUGCAUCCGAUGUCUCAAGGGAAGCCAGCCAUGUAUCAGAGAAGACCAAGGGAAAGGCUGAAGAAGUUGCCGGCAAGGCCCGCCAGACUGCCAGCGAUGUCUCCAACAAGCUUUAAAGGAAGAAAAGUCUGAUCUGCUGUAUAUAAGUUUUAUCGUCCUCACACCACUUCACUCUUGCACAUAGCUAUGUAAAAAAAAAAAGUAAUGGGAUUUGAAUAAAAUUGAAAAUCUUUUUAUUUUGCCAUUGAAAAUGAAAAAAUCUCGCUCGGCU
Messenger RNA from Umbelopsis ramanniana AG, 808 nucleotides. RefSeq lists its product as uncharacterized. The record is from RefSeq and is a predicted model, not a curated record. The coding region runs from base 165 to 653 and encodes 162 amino acids. NCBI's taxonomy places the organism in Eukaryota, Fungi, Mucoromycota, Umbelopsidomycetes, Umbelopsidales, Umbelopsidaceae. The transcript has 2 exons.